Diospyros lotus (date-plum) is the source of this 2775-nucleotide messenger RNA. RefSeq names its product transcription factor TCP2. NCBI's taxonomy places the organism in Eukaryota, Viridiplantae, Streptophyta, Magnoliopsida, Ericales, Ebenaceae. The transcript is spliced from 6 exons. Gene Ontology annotation, molecular function: DNA-binding transcription factor activity; sequence-specific DNA binding. Bases 964 to 2289 code for a protein of 441 amino acids. Gene Ontology annotation, biological process: regulation of secondary shoot formation. The record is from RefSeq and is a predicted model, not a curated record. Gene Ontology annotation, cellular component: nucleus.
CAAUGGCCGGGGAAUUCACCUUAGGGCAUUGAGCCCCCCAAUCUCUCUCUCUCUCUCUCCCCCGAUUUUGGAUUUUGCUUCAGCUUUCUGAGCGAGGCAAGCAAACCCUAGAUACUCAACUUCUCUCUCCCCGGAAGAAAAUUGAGAACCCGAAGGGAGAGAAACGCCUCAUCGAGCUCCAAAUCGAGAGGGUCCGUUAAUGGCGGUUUUGGCCUAACUAGUUUUUGCAAUUGCUUGUAUAACUUGCGGACAGAGGUCACACGGACUGAAGGGCACAGUUUCUGUUCGUUUUGGCUGUAUAAUCGGUCGUGUAAUUAUAUCUUGUUAUAAGCAAAGAAAGCCGGCACAGUGGCUUCAUUUUUUGGUUCGAUAAGCGCAGCGGAGCAUUGAAUACGAAGCUGAUCGAAGGCACAGCUUUAACACUCCUGCACAGCUACUGAUCCAUAACUUUUAUCAUCAAACGCCAGCUUGCAUUGCACUUGCAAGCCGAGAAAGCUCAGAUCAAAGCAAAGUCAGAUGCUAUUCAAACUAUGCCGCCGGCAACUUAAUAAUGGGUUCUGGCGAUCGUGUAAAAUCAGUGCUGAGAAUGGUCUGAGCGAAUUCAGAGGCCUUGCUUUUGAAAGCACUGCAAAAAGCUUAGGCGGAGCCUUCCUCUGACAUUAUCGGCCUGCGAGUGAACGUGAUAUAUCAAAGCCUAAAAGAGAGGACUUUAUAAAUAUCUAGUUAUCCUCUGUGUAUACAUCCAUACAAAAGCCAAAGUGCUCCGCGUGAUUAUCAUCAAUGCAAAGGACACACAUAGGCCCCAACACCCACUUGCAUACAACCAAGUUUUUCUCUCUCUACAAACUCUAGCCCUGGUUCUGCUUCCCCUUAGGCCUGGCUUUCUCUCUGUAAAAGUGGGGGAUAAGAAACAAGGGUGAAUGCUUGCCUUUUCAGUUUUGUAGAGAGAGUAAUGAAAGUGAUAUGGAUGUGGAGGAGAUUCGCACGCAGGGAUGUAAAUUUCAAAGGAUCGGCAACGGUAGGGCUGAUCGGGACAAGAUAGGGAAAAAUGGGGACGAGCAAUACCCAGACGAUGAGGAAGACGGGGAAGUCAAGACAGGUGGAAGAAUUGGUGGUGGUGGAAGUGACAUCGGCCGCGCUCUUGGGCGGUUUUGCGGGUGGCCAGCUUCCCGGAUCGUUAGGGUUUCUCGAUCAUCUGGUGGGAAAGAUCGGCACAGCAAGGUCUGGACCUCAAAGGGGCUUCGAGACCGUCGAGUUCGCCUCUCGGUCUCCACUGCUAUUCAGUUUUACGAUCUUCAAGAUCGUCUGGGUUACGAUCAGCCGAGCAAAGCCGUGGAAUGGCUACUCAAGGCUGCUUCCAAGUCCAUCGAUGAGCUCCCUUCUCUCAACGCUUACUUUCCGGACACAUCCAAGCAAUUGAGCGACGAAAAGUGGUCAAGCACAGGUACCGAUCAAGGAUUCGAUUCUGCUGAAGUGGAAUUAGAUGGCGAUCUGAGCUAUCAGCAGCAACAGCAGCAGCAUGUUUCCUUACCCAAAUCUGCUUGUAGCAGCACCUCGGAGACGAGCAAGGGGUCUGGGUUUUCCCUAACGCGGUCUAAGCGUCGCAUAAAAGCCCGAGAACGAGCCAAAGAAAGAACGGUGGAGAAAGAAAAGGAGAAAGAAACCAAUCAUCCAACUGUCAUCAACCCUAUAUCUCAAAGCUCUUUCACUGAACUUCUCACCAGUGGCAUACAUAGUGUCAAUGGCAACAACCCUGCUGCUAGUCAUAAUGGAUCAGCUCAUCAAAACCAUGGUGGCGGCGAGGCUAAUUUAUUCCAGAAGCACCAUCGUCAGUGGUCUUCGGCUCCGAUGGACUGCUUUGUCUCGGGACUUCCCCAUCACUCAUCUGGGUUUUCCGGGCAAAUUCAACUGGGUAAUCCUCUUCCACAGUCUAUGAUCGUCGAUCACCAUCACGAGCUGCAGCAUUUCUCUCUUGUCCCAGACCAUUUCAUUCCGGUCGCUUCCACCGCCGGCGGGACUGACUAUGACCUUAACUUCACAAUUUCUUCCGGCCUUGCUGGCUUGAAUAGGGGGACCCUUCAGUCCAAUUCACCGUCUUUGUUGCCUCACCUUCAGAGGUUGCCUCCAAUAGACGGAUCAAAUGUGCCCUUCUUCAUCGGCACUGCGGCUCCUAAUGCUGUCCCUGUGGAGAAUCACCAUCACUUUUCAGCUGGGUUUGAUGGCCGCUUGCAACUCUGCUACGGCGAUAGCGGCCGGCAUUCAGACCAGAAGGGGAAAGGAAAAAACUGAAUCUGCCGGAGAGCUAUUUCCUCUCGCCUCAACUUAUUCUCUGGGUGUUGAAGAUGGAGGGACAUGUAGCCUUUUGGGUGCUUCCUUCGUAGGGUACCAUAUCAUUAUUAAGCUUGAUAAAUUUUUGCUUUCUUCUGCUGCUUUUUUAUCGGUUGUGAAAACUGUUGGGCUUUGUCUCUGCGGAUGCUAGUGUGUUAAUGGGCUACGCCACCAAAGACGUUGGUUACAGCGAAGGGUUGGGGCAAAUGGCCUUGGCGGACCCCCUCCCCAUAUGUUAAGUAACAUGUCACAUUAAUGAAGCUCAGUGUGUCUGCCUGUAACCAUCCCUGAUCCCCACCCCAACCACGGGGCAAUAUUUUCCUCUCUCUUUCUUUGUUUUUUCUUCCCUUUUUUGAUAGCUUGUUACAUGUUUGUUUUCGUGGGGUGCGAAUGUCAUACAGUUUACUGUCUCAUUAAUAAUUGAUCAAGCCAAUUUGAAGUGUGUCA